AUGGCGUGCGUCCGCUGUGGAGGAGCACAGGACGGUCAGGCGACCCACGAUUACUGCAAACAAUGCUGGUCGACGUGGGGAAAGUUCGUGGUCAGAGGUGGUCAGUACGAGCUUCCCGCGGAAGCAGCAGACCUGGCAAACAGAGCCGGCAUCUUGUUGCGGCCGUCGAAAAGGCGCGCGAAGAACUUUCGCUGCGAUCGAUGCAAUCGAGAUUUAACUCAGUGGGAGCUUCUCAACCACCUCUUCAUGGAGCACAAGCACAACGCCACCAGCUCCACCGGUUCGGAAUCCUCUGAUGACAGCCGGGAGUCGGACUCGGAAGAAGCGAUCCUUUGGGAAACCCGCUGGGAGUAUCUGGCCCUCGACGGCGAGAAGAAAGCAUGGCAAGCCUUCUGGCCAGAGGCGCAGGAGGAGAUUGAGAAGAAUCACAAGAACGGCAUCCACAGCUUCGAUGUUCAGACCAAUGGAUGCCGGUAUGAGAUUGAUUUGUCUAAACUGGUGCAGAAGAACUCCCACACCGGUCGUGCCCGAAAAAUUCGAAGGCACCGCAAGUUCCACUCUUCCGCGGCACAGAAGUUUACCGAGCUGGAGCAGCAAGUUCAAGAGCUCGGAUGCGACAUUGUGGCGAAGGAUAACAUGCUUGAUAAGAAGGCAGUGGAGGUCCGCACGCUCAGGAGCCAAGUCCAGGAAGUCGCAGGGAGUUUUGCCGAGAAGGACCUCCAGCUCAAAAACCAGGUGGAAGCCACCGGCGCACUUGAGGAGUCGUUUCGGCAAAAACUACAGCUUCAAGUGCCCGUCUUGUCCUCCUAUCCGGAGGGGCCAUGGGUAGAAGAGCUGCAGGAGGCGCUCAAGAAGACGUCGCAUUGUGAAGGACGGUGCACCCCUAUGAAGAACUUGGAGAUCGUGAAGAUCGAGAAGAUCCACAACAUCAGCUUGUGGAGCCGCUACAGCAACACUAAGGACAGAUUGCGCAGCGAGUUGAAGGAGGAGAAGGUGCAACCUACCCCGCCGAAGUCUCUCCUCUCCGACUUGCUUCAGAAAACCUUCCCGUUCAUUCAGCUUGAUGAAGAAGUUGGCGAAGCUUUGCUGCUCCACGGCACACGGCGCGAGAACAAGGAAGUCAUCGCAAAGAAAGGCUUCAACGAGAGGUUGUCGGGAUCAAAAGGCUUGUAUGGGCAGGGCAUCUAUUUCGCAGAUCAAAGCUGCAAGUGUUACCAGUACAGCGGAGCCGCUGGAGGGAGCGAUGGGAUCUUCAUCGUAGCCAGAGUUCUCCUGGGAGACCCCUUCAUCGCGAAGGGCACAAUGCUCGGCGAAAGGGAGGCUCCAGAACGGGACCCAUCCAGAUCGCCAAGUCGCUACAACUCCGUCAUCGCGGAUGCGGGCACCCCGCACGUUCCGCACGCCAAUGGCCUGACUUCUGCUUCAGCGCAGGUACACCGGGAGUACAUCGUUUAUGACGGUGGGCAAGCUUUUCCAGAGAUGGUAAUCCAUUUCCGUGUGUAG
Symbiodinium sp. CCMP2592 is the source of this 1503-nucleotide messenger RNA. Lineage: Eukaryota; Dinophyceae; Suessiales; Symbiodiniaceae. The record is from the annotation of a GenBank genome assembly.